Propithecus coquereli (Coquerel's sifaka) is the source of this 2562-nucleotide messenger RNA. RefSeq names its product Fc receptor-like 5 (gene FCRL5). The record is from RefSeq and is a predicted model, not a curated record. Gene Ontology annotation, molecular function: transmembrane signaling receptor activity. Gene Ontology annotation, biological process: cell surface receptor signaling pathway. NCBI's taxonomy places the organism in Eukaryota, Metazoa, Chordata, Mammalia, Primates, Indriidae. The transcript has 16 exons. Bases 1 to 2562 code for a protein of 853 amino acids.
AUGCUGCCGUGGGUGACACUACUGGUCCUGGCUCCUCUCAGUGGACAAUGGGCUACCACAACCAAACCCAUUAUUUCCCUCCAUCCUCCAUGGACCACUGUCUUCCAAGGGGAGAGAGUGACUCUGACUUGCAAUGGGUUUCACUACUCACCACAGAAAACAAAAUGGAAACAUUCGUAUCAGAGGAGAGAAACAGUAAGAGACAUCCCAGGAGACACCCUCGAGGUUCAUGAAUCCGGAGAGUACAGAUGCCAGGCCGGGAGGUCAACCCUAAGUAACCCUGUGCGCUUGGACUUUUCUUCAGCUUCGCUGAUCCUACAGGCUCCCCUUUCUGUGUAUGAAGGAGACCUCGUGGUCCUGAGGUGCCGGUCAAAGGCAAGAGUAGCACUGUACACUAUUUACAAGAAUGGUGAAGCCCUGACAUCCCUUGAAGGAACCUCUGACUUCUUUAUUCGUGAUGCACGUCUGAAGGACACUGGUGCGUAUCACUGUACUGGAUUUACAGAAGAUCACUCCAUUUCUUCCAACAAAGUCCAAAUCCAAGUCCAAGAUCUGUUUCCAACUCCCGUGCUCAGAGCCAGCCCCUCCCAGCCUCUGGAGGGAAGGUCCAUGACCCUGAACUGUGAGACCCGGCUCCCUCCACAGAAGUCAAAGGUCCAGCUCCAGUUCUGCUUCUUCAGAGACAGGCAGGCCCUGGGAUCAGGCUGGAGCAACUCCACAGAGCUCCAUAUCCCUGCAAUGUGGACUGAAGAUUCAGGGUCGUACUGGUGCCAGGCAGGAACCAAGAAUCUCAGCAUCAUACGCAAGAGCUGGAGUUCCCAGAUACACGUGCAGAAUAGAGUCACAAGGCCCAUCACAGUUUCAUGGUACCGAAGAUUUAAAAACUGGGAUGAGAAAAUAAAGACUCCGAUGUCCUCAGAAUUCAAGAUCUUCAUGGUGAAAAGCAGCGAUGCUGGAGAGUAUUACUGUGCAGCUAACAACAGACACAGCUCCUUCGUCAGCAAACCAGUGACCAUCGAGGUGAAAGUCCCCGUGUCUCGUCCUGUCCUCACCCUCAGGCCUGCUGGGGCCCUGGCUUUUGAGGGAACCACUGUGACACUUCACUGUGAAGCCAAGAAAGGUUCUCCACGCAUCCUGUACCAGUUUUAUCAUGGGGAUGUCCCCCUGGGGAGCAGCUUAACUCCCUCUGGAAGUGGAGUGUCCUUCAGCUUAUCUCUGACCACACAGCAUUCUGGAAACUACUAUUGCACAGCUGACAAUGGCCUCGGCCCCCAGCGCAGUGAGGCAGUGAGCCUCUCUGUCACUGUUCCAGUGUCUCGCCCUGUCCUCACUCUUAGGACUCCCCGGGCCUGGGCUGUGGUGGGGGACGUGGUGGAGCUUCUCUGUGAGGCCCCGAGAGGAUCUCCGCCGAUCUGGUACCAGUUUUAUCACGAGGAUGUCAGCCUGGGGAACAGCUCAGCCGCCUCUGGAGGGGGAGUGCCCUUCAACCUCUCUCUGACUGCAGAACAUUCUGGACUCUACUUCUGUGAGGCCAACAAUGGCCAGGGACCCCAGCGCAGUGACACAGUAUUACUCAACGUUAACAUUCCAGUGUCUCGUCCUGUCCUCACCCUCAGGGCUCCCCGGGCCCAGGCUGCGGUGGGAGACAUGGUGGAGCUCCGCUGUGAGGCCACGAGAGGCUCUCCCCCAAUCUCAUACCAGUUUUAUCAAGAGGAUGCCACCCUGGGGAGAAGCUUGGCCCACUCUGGAGGAGGAGCGUCCUUCAACCUCUCUCUGACUGUAGAACAUUCUGGAAACUACUCCUGUGAGGCUGACAACGGCCUGGGGGCCCAGCGCAGUGAGAUGGUGACAUUCAAAGUCAUAGUUCCAGUGUCUCGCCCUGUCCUCACCCUCAGGGGUGCCAGGGCCCAGGCUGUGGUGGGGGACGUGGUGGAGCUUUGCUGUGAGGCCCUGGGAGGCUCUCCCCCAAUCCUGUACCAGUUUUACCACGAAAACAUCACCUUGGGGAACAGCUCAGCCCCCUCUGGAGGAGGAGUGUCCUUCAACCUCUCUCUGACUGCAGAACAUUCUGGAAACUACUCCUGUGAGGCUGACAAUGGCCUGGGGGCCCAGCGCAGUGAGAUGCUGACACUCAGCUUCACAUGGCUGACCGAAAACAGAAGGGGUCCUGUGGCCACAGGCGUCACCGGGGGACUGCUCAGCAUGAUGGGCCUUGCUGCUGGGGCGCUGCUGGUCUACUGCUGGCUCUCAAGGAAAGCAGGGGGAAAGCUCACCUCUGACCCCUCCAGGAGCCCUUCAGACUUGGACCCCCAAGAGCCCACCUACUACAAUGUACCGGCCUGGAUAGAACUGCAGCCAGUGUAUGGCAAUGUAAAUCCUAGAGGAGGAGACGUGGUUUACUGCGAAGUACGGAGCAUCCCGGAGAAAAACAGGCAUGCAGCGGCCUCUGCACCCCGGCUUCCCAGUAACAAGGACUCCUCUGUCAUCUACUCCCAGGUGAAGGUGGCAUCAACCCCAGCCUCCAGGACCCAGCUCUUGGCUCCCUCGGCUCCUCACAGAUGA